AUGCAUGGGAGAAGAGCAAAUCGAGCGCAAGAAGAAGAGCAAGCAAGGUUACAAAAGGUAAAGGAAUUAAUUCCCUUGGUUAAUAAUUUAAUUAAAAAGAAGAAAACGAAUAGUUAUGAUAAAGAAUAUAUUGAUAGGACGUCUCUUAUAUUAAUGAAGUGUCCUUAUCUACAAACAUUAUGGAAUUAUAGAAGGGAAUAUUUUGAAUCUAUUAAACCAGAAUAUUUAAAAGUCAAGGACCAAAUUGAAGAUGAGCAAUGUGAUAUGACGAAAACUCCGGAGGAAUUAAAAAAACUAUUGAAAGAAGAAAACAGCAUGGUGGAAGAUAUUUUGAAAACAUUUAAUAAGUGUAAUGAAUUAUGGUUUCAUAAAUUAUGGAUUAUAAAAUAUUGCUUAAAAGACAAUUUAAUAGAUAUGAAAGAUUUGUUAAAUGAAUUAGAAUAUUGUAAAAGUUCCUUUUAUAAGGAUGAUAGAAAUUAUCAUUGUUGGAAUUAUAGAUCUUAUAUAAUAUCUUGUAUACAUAUUGUACAUAAAAAAUUAAAUAAUAUUAAUAUUGAAAAUAAAGAUAAUGAAAAGUAUAUAGAUGAAACAAACCAAUCAAAUGAAUCAAAUGAAUCAAAUGAAUCAAAUGAAUCAAAUGAAUCAAAUCCAUCAAAUCAAUCAAAUUCAUCAAAUCAGUCAAAUGGAUGUUUUAAUUUUGAUGUAUAUGAAACCAAUUAUAAGUUAUCCAAAAUGUUAAUUGAAAAUAAUUUUUCAAAUUUUUCAGCAUGGUUUUUAAAAUAUUCUUUGAAAAAAUCCAUAAUAGAUAUUAAUAAUGAAUUAAAUUUAAUAAAGAAUGCUAUAUUUACUGAUCCCUUUGAUCAAAGUUUAUGGGAAUUUUAUAAAUGGUUUCUUUUUCAAAAUGGAAAUGACAAAGAAGAAAUUUUUUUCAUCCUUUUAAAUAAUAAUUCUAUAUAUUUUUUCUUUCCUAAUUUGAUUAACCUAAAUAUAUCGAAAUGUAUAUGUUAUGAUAAUAACAAUAAGGAAAUAAAGGGUUCAUGGGAUAAACAUAUAAUAACAAUAAAUAAUAAUAUUAAUGAUAGUAAUAAUAAAGAAUCCUUUGUAUUUUCAUUUAAAUUUGAUAAAAAUGAUUUAUCUUUAGGUAAUAUCCCAUAUAUAAAAUUUAUCUUAUAUUAUUAUAAAUAUAAUAUAUAUAUACCACAUCAAAUACAUUAUGAACAAAAUAUAUUAAAAGAUAUAUACAAAUUAUAUAGUAAUUCUUCAAAAGAAUAUAACAAAUAUGAACAUUCCAUAAUUUGCCAAAUUGAUAUAACAAAAAUUUCGAAAUGCGAACAUUUUAAUAUAUUAUUAGAUGAAAAUCAAUAUAAUAGAAAAGGCAUAUACCAAUUCUCAAAUAAUAUACUUGAUAAUAAUGAUAAAAAUAAAAUAUGUUAUAAUUUUUAUAAAUAUAUAAAUUCUGCAAAUAUUAUGUUAAAUAUAAGUACAAAUAUGGAUUUACAUUUAUUAAAUUUGGAACUUGAACAAAUUAAUGAAUUAUUGCUUUUAGAAAAUGACUGCAAAUUUGCUCUAUACACAAAGUUUGAAAUAUUGAAAAGGAUUGAACGUUUUGAAGAGGCAUUAAAAGUACUAGAUUAUUUGAAACAUGUUGAUUUUCUUAGAUUAGAAUAUUACAAAGAUCAAGAAACUGAGAUGCUAAUAAAGAAACGUAUCCAUGAUUAUUACGAGACUAAUGAAAAGGGGAAUAAUAAUGAGAUACUGGAUUUAACACACUUGAAUAUUAGAAGUAUUGUAUAUCCCCUUAUGAUCGAAGCCUUUUUUAUACCCAAAAUUGAUUUAUCAAAUAAUUCCAUAUCGGAAUGGUUCAGCGGUAAAGGGACUUUAAAUUUUUUGUAUAAUUUGAGGGACCUGUGUUUGAAUAAUAAUCAGUUGAAAAAUUUUGUUCUUCUUAUGAAAAAUUUAUAUAAUCUCAAAUUAUUGGAAAAACUUGAUGUAAGUAAUAACCAUUUAGUGGACAUGGAUCAAGACUUGGAUCAGUAUGAAUUUGUAAUUUUACCUUCAUUAAAGCACAUAAAUAUCAGUAACACAAACAUUGCUCUACUAUUAAACGAAAAGUAUAAACACAAAAAUAGCCUGAACACCUAUAAUAUUGUUAGACAUGACAAUACUGUAGUGUUAUCAAAAUUAUAA
Messenger RNA from Plasmodium adleri (nom. inval.), 2187 nucleotides. Its product is annotated as protein prenyltransferase alpha subunit, putative. NCBI's taxonomy places the organism in Eukaryota, Apicomplexa, Aconoidasida, Haemosporida, Plasmodiidae. Gene Ontology annotation, molecular function: Rab geranylgeranyltransferase activity. Gene Ontology annotation, cellular component: Rab-protein geranylgeranyltransferase complex; cytoplasm. The record is from RefSeq and is a predicted model, not a curated record. The transcript is spliced from 8 exons. Gene Ontology annotation, biological process: protein geranylgeranylation. The coding region runs from base 1 to 2187 and encodes 728 amino acids.